Emericellopsis atlantica is the source of this 255-nucleotide messenger RNA. Its product is annotated as ribosomal protein S27-domain-containing protein. The coding region runs from base 1 to 255 and encodes 84 amino acids. Lineage: Eukaryota; Fungi; Ascomycota; Sordariomycetes; Hypocreales; Bionectriaceae. The transcript is spliced from 3 exons. Gene Ontology annotation, biological process: translation; ribosomal small subunit assembly. Gene Ontology annotation, cellular component: cytosolic small ribosomal subunit; ribosome. The record is from RefSeq and is a predicted model, not a curated record. Gene Ontology annotation, molecular function: structural constituent of ribosome; RNA binding.
AUGUCGAGGGUUCUCGCCGUCGAUCUGUUGAACCCGGCUCCCGCCGCCGAGGCCAAGAAGCACAAGCUCAAGACCCUUGUGCCCGCCCCCCGCUCAUUCUUCAUGGACGUCAAGUGCCCCGGCUGCUUCACCAUCACCACCGUCUUCUCGCACGCCCAGACCGUCGUCAUCUGCCAAGGCUGCACCACUGUCCUCUGCCAGCCCACCGGUGGCAAGGCCCGUCUCACUGAGGGCUGCUCCUUCCGCAGGAAGUAA